AUGGACGGGCUUAUGCCACUUUGGCUCGACUACACCCACUCAACUCGCCACUCCGUCUCUUCCUCCACAGUCUCCUGCUCCGGUGCCAAAAUGGUCGCAACCUGUCCAACCCAGUCGCACAUUUCGCGAUAUCUUUGUUCUGAGAUCGUCCGACUGACCGGGCCCCAUUUUAAUGUCAGCAAACUGACGACUAUUUUGGAGAUUAAUCGAACAAUCUACCAAGUGAUAAUAAUUAACAGCAGGCCAUGA
Messenger RNA from Protopolystoma xenopodis, 249 nucleotides. The record is from the annotation of a GenBank genome assembly. NCBI's taxonomy places the organism in Eukaryota, Metazoa, Platyhelminthes, Monogenea, Polystomatidea, Polystomatidae.